UUUACGACAUGUGACUUUGGGAAAAACGGGUCCCCUCAAUAAUGCAACUUGUUAUUCCCUUCAUAAAAAAAGUCUCUAUGGCUGCUAUUAUUUCCAGUUUAGGCUUGUUCUAGUUCUUGCAAACAGCCUGUCGCCAUGUCUGGUCGUGCAAAGAAAGCUGUCUCCAAAUCGAAGACUUCCACGAGUCGCUCCGUCAGGGCAGGUCUCCAGUUUCCUGUAGGCCGAAUUCACCGUCUGCUGAAGAAGGGACGUUAUACUACCCGCAUUGGUACAGGAGCUGCAGUCUACCUCGCUGCCAUACUGGAGUAUCUCUGCGCUGAAGUCCUGGAGCUUUCGGGUAACGCGGCCCGUGACAAUAAGAAGUCGCGCAUUGCUCCACGGCACAUCCAACUAGCUGUGCGGAACGACGAGGAGCUGAACACGCUGCUGGGUGCGGUCACUAUAUCGGAGGGUGGUGUCCUUCCAAACAUCCAAGCCGUGUUACUCCCCAAGAAGAGCAAGCUACCUAAAGACGACGUCAGCAAUGACGUCCAGUCUCAAGAGUUUUAAAAUGUACCUACAAGCUUUUACCGCAAACUCGUCCCUUUCACCGUUUUCCUUAAUAAAAUAACAUAUUUAAAGAAUGUCUUUACUGUUGGCCAGUUGAUGCACUGCAAUGUCCAGACAUGGCCUAUAUUAAGCUUUAUUUAUUUAAAUAUUUCAUUAGUUCAAUUUCAAACCUCAUAAAUCAGGGUCAAUUCAGGAAGUUCUUUCAAUUCAAUCAUUGACACUUUCAAAAAAUGCUUCUCAGUUUGAGAAGUUGUUACAGAAAUAAUGCCAGUUCACUGGACUAGGAAUUUGAAUUGAGUGACUUCAAUUUGAAUUGACCCCAACCCUGCAAGGAAUGAGGUAGGCCUGCUGGUUUCAUGAGCUAAAACCAAUACCCUGGGAUUGUGUGGUGUUCUGACUGCUCCAACACAUGUGCAUAACUGGGUUCUAGUGACAGUUUUAAAAACUAGGGCAUUGCAGAACUGAAUCGUAAUGGUUUAUUUUUCCACCCAAAAGCCGGUGUAACAGCGUUUUAAAGUAACUUAAGAGCACCCCUCAGCUAGCUUGAAAUGUGGCUGGAGCCAUCCAAUUUUGUAUCCUUUUGUGUGUCUCAACCUGUUUGGACUGUUAAUUAGAGAGGGGUUGUGAUGCAGAGGAGCACUGUUUCGAGCCCAGUAUGGGCCAGUCAGACAAUGGCAAACUCAGCAGCACACUGACCCCUGUUGCACUGGGAUGGGGGAAACAGAAUUUAGAAUAAUAGGAGAAAUUUGCAUCAAUGUUGAGUAACUGGCCCUGGCUUGAUUGUCUCCCUGCGCAUGCUAGCCAGACCUUUUAAACUUUAUAUUGAGCUCCUUUUCAUGUCUAAGAGUGGCUGCCAUUGACUAUUAUAAAUGAAAGCACUUGUCUGUUCACUGUUCAGGUCUGUGUAUUUUGUAUGGGCUUCUCUGUGCUCCUGAGUCUUUGAUCCUAGGGGGUAGGCCUGGCAUGGGGUUGCCUGCGGGCAUUCUGCCCGGGAGGGUUUCACUGAUGAGCAGACCUUCAGCGUGGACAAACACUACAGUACUGCACCAUGAUAAGGAAAACCAGUCAAGGUAACCUGGGUAGACUAGUUAUUGGUACACAAGGUAAAUGCUAUACCAAGUGAGGAGGCAUAUUUUGUAUUUUCUUAUGGCUUAAUAUUCCUUGAAAUCAGGGGCACAACUUUGGUUUAAGAAGUGGGUGGGACAUAUUUUUCACUCCAAACAGCCUACUGCUCGGAGGCAACCGAACGGUCCUAAAGCACACUAUUUCCUUGUUUUGUAUCACAUUCCAAUAAACCUGAGGGGGACAAAAAUGCACUUUCAGAAUGUGGUGGGGGGACGGACAUGUCCCCCCCGUCCCCAGUGAAAUUUGUGCCCGUGCUUGAAAUGUACUAUUAGUGCAAAAUGUUUAUCAAUAGUUAUGUCAGAUGUGAUAUAUUUGUGUA
Messenger RNA from Oncorhynchus nerka (sockeye salmon), 1993 nucleotides. Its product is annotated as late histone H2A.2.2-like. Lineage: Eukaryota; Metazoa; Chordata; Actinopteri; Salmoniformes; Salmonidae. The transcript is spliced from 2 exons. Gene Ontology annotation, molecular function: DNA binding; structural constituent of chromatin; protein heterodimerization activity. The coding region runs from base 136 to 549 and encodes 137 amino acids. Gene Ontology annotation, biological process: heterochromatin formation. The record is from RefSeq and is a predicted model, not a curated record. Gene Ontology annotation, cellular component: chromatin; nucleosome.